CGCGAUAGAGAGUCGAGACGAUCGGCAAAUCGACGAAUCGCGCUGCAAUGUCCGCAGACGCAGCAACAGCAGACGGCGAACACUUUGUUGCUGAUCCAUUUGGGCGCCGUGGAAACGGCUGUGUGCUUGAUAUUGCUGAUCUUCACGAUCGGUUCGUGGUCAGUCGCCGGCACGUGGUGCGUUUUCCACGGAUUCCUCUUGGCCUUGCUGCAUCCAGUCGCUCUCUGGACCGUGACGGGAUUAAAUUGCGACAGGUAUUACGCGAUUGCUGCACCGCUGCAUUACGCCGCUUUGGUCUCGCCGCGUCGCGUGGCCGUCGGGUUGGCUGCUUCCUGGACGGGCGCUCUGCUUCUGUGCUUGCCGCCAUUCUCCGGUCUGGUGCCGCCUUAUAGAUAUAGCCCAGGGUUGGGUUGCUGCGCCCCGGAUUUCGGGAACGGCACUUGGGGAUCUGCCGCGGCGCUCUACGGCGCCGUUUACGCCAUUGUGGGCCUGGGGCUGCCGGCCGUCCUCGUGACGGUCUGCAAUUUACGCGUGCUAGGUAUAGCGCGGUACCAUCGGCAUCGUAUCGCCAGCGCGAUCUACGAAGUCACCCUGAGCGCCCAGGUGACCAUUACCCAUCAGCGUAAUCCGUUUUUUGUGCCAACCGUCACCGCACCCUCCGCCGGGGGACCGCCGCGUUUUCACAGCGCCGCCAGCACGGUGAUGCAACUGGUCGGCUCCCUGUACCUGCUCUACUUUCCUUACUGCGGAUUUAUCCUCUGGGAAGUUUGCAAUGCCGGUAAUCAGCAGCGUUUCCCCGCAUACCCUAAACUCGCCGCUUUGGCGUCGUUCCUCCUGGCGUGCUCGCCGCCCAUCAACGGCGUUCUUUAUGGCUUAAAAUCGCAAACUCUGCGACGAUCCGUACAAAACUAUUGGCGGAAGAAGGCGACCAAGUCCGAGUUGCAACAGGAGAUACAGGCAAGAACGCCGAGCGUCGCGGGCUCUAGGCGGCCUUCCGGCAACGGAAACGCUUCCUUCUUCCCGUUUCCGCCCUUACAACGUAGACUCAGCGAGGCGUUAUUGGCCCUCGGUUCAUGCAGAACCGGCAGUAACUUCGAAAGCAAUAAUCUCGGGUUUCAGCGCGGGAGGCUGCAGCCCACCGUGUCGUGCAAUACUCUUAGAGUGCCAACCGCCGAAUCAGAGGAGCCGAGAAAAUUGGUGAGGGCGAGCGCGAGUGCCGCCAGUCUGAUGGGCCCCAACUAUCGGAGCGACUUUAUCGGGACGGACUUGGGCGCGGGAUGUUCGAUAGCUUUAUGCGAGAACCCGAGGAAGAGUCCGAGGAUCCUCAUAACGCGCGCGUACAGCGAGGAGAGCCAGGACGGGAGCAGCCCGCUUCUAAGAAAAUCCCUCAAUUCCAAUAGUAACCCACCGCCGUGCGAAAAACGUCGAUGGCGGAACUGCAGUACCGGUAGCGACAGCAGCACGGGAAGCAGCGACGCGAGCGUCUGGACCACCAACGUGACCCCAAAAUCCGUCAAGGGUAACACAUCAAGAAACUCAAUGGACGGCUGGUCAUCACGACGAUAUGUACGCGGCAAGAAUUUGGAGGAAGGUCCGCUAUCGACCGCGAUCAGGCCGAACAACAAUAGCGAGAGCAGCGAUACCACGGAUACGACCACAGCCACGACAACAACCACCACCCUGCUCAAAUCUCUCGCCGUAGAAAAUGGCGAACCGAACGAGAAGGAAAAGGAAAGGGCGAACGGUAACAUAAAGAAGACAGAGUGUAGCGAAAGCGAAAGCAGUUGGAGCAGCGUAGAGGAGAUGGAGACUAAGGCGAUAACUGAGAGGAAUGACGAGGACGACGGUCUCGAAAGGUCGAGGGAGGAGUUGCGGAUGGGACUUCCGCAGCGAAAGUCAAAGAUCGACAACCGCGAGGUUGUCGAAGUUUCCGAGGACCGAGGCGAGGAGGCUGCGCAGCUGAGGCCUCUCCUGACUCCCUCCUCCUAAGCUUAUCCUCUUAAGUCUAAAUGUAUUUUCCUUUCGGGUAAUCCGUUCGUGUCUCGGACAAGAUGAGAUUCUACCGCGUGUACUUAAGCGACACCGCUAGAUAGAACGAAGUUUCGUAAUAGGAGAGAGAGAGCAUCUAAUCAUGACGUACUUAUUUCGCGAAUUUGCAAAAAUAUAAAGAGUUAAUCGGUCAAUUGUGACAGCUAUUUUAAUAACUUGUAUCUAUCGACACAAAAGCGAAGAGAGGAGAUAUUUGAGGAAUAACUCGUCCAAGCGUACAUUUUGUACCACAAAAUGUGUGAUCUCGAUCAUUUCUUAUACGUUCUAAUGAGAAACGUAAAAAAGUUUUUGAAGUAAACGAGAGCAUUCGGCGCAGCCUUUACACUCGACAUUAAUAUAUAUCGACAUAUCUUGAAAUUAUAUUUUUAUACUUUCACUCUGCAACAUUACGUAACGCAACGACGACGUGAAACCAUCCUUUACAACAAAGAGAAGAAGAACGAAACUAAUUAAUACACCACCGGCAAACCCGAUUUCGGAAAAUUCGCUCGCUCCCUUAACGCGCUGAACGAGAGAAGAAUUAAUUAUCGAUCGUUUUCGAUCAUUAUCGAUGAAAGUUUUGCGUCAGCGACAAAUUCGUCAUCCAUGAAACCGGUCCAAUCUACCUUUAAUUUAUUAAAGCAAGAAGAUUUCAUAGAAACUCGUGCAGGAGCGAAGAAAGAAUAACGGACGGAAGUCGGACACCCGAGAAAGUUCUUUUAACAGAAAGCGGUAAUAAAGAUCAAAUCAAAGAUUCGAGCUCCGAAAGAAUAUUCAACGUUCGCAUUAAAUUCAUAUAUCGGACGCAAAGUCAAAUUCUACGUAGAAAUAAAUCUCACUUUUGUAAAUGUCAAAUUUCGCUCAUUGUCAGUAUGUAGUUACGAUUUCGCAUUGACGUGAAUUUCAUGGCCCUUUUACUGGACUUUCUGACAUCUACGCGAAAAUAUAUAAAUGAUAUUAGAGUAAUUUAGAUAAGUCAAUAAUUAGUCGAUAGUGAUAAUAGUAGCCGUUGGAAUUGACACUCCAAAAAUUGCGUAGGGUAUAUAUGUGCGUACAAAAAUCUAUGUAAAAAAAUAUCUCGACAUUCUCUGGACGUUUAAUGGUGUUAUUUAUGAUACGGCAAGAAUGUUUUUCGUUUCGAUUUGUUGAGAAGCGCGCGAGAGUCGAUCCGUAUUCGCGUAUUUUAAUUACGAUUGAUACGGACUACGGUCUAGUCAUUCCAAUUGUAUACAGGAUGAAAAGAAAAUGACUCCUCGUGCAAAAAUAAGUUGAAACUGUAGAAAAGAAUUUUUUUAUAGCGAGCUUUCUUAUUCGAGAAAACUGAUUUUAUAAAUUGGAAAAUUAAUAGCAUAUUUAUUACGCUAUUUAUAUCACGUAUUUUUAUUAUGCUCUUUUUCAACUUGAAUAAUCACUAACUAAGAUCUUCAUCAUUAUCAUAAAUUAUGUGAUUUAUCUGGACAGCGGAUUUUAAGAUGUGUAUAAAACGAUACAUUAUCUCUAUUGCAAAAAAUAAAAUUUAUCUUGAUGCUUUAUAUACAUACACAACUUUUUUUCCCACAUACACGCACACAUACAUACAGU
This is a messenger RNA of Formica exsecta, 3609 nucleotides long. RefSeq lists its product as uncharacterized. Lineage: Eukaryota; Metazoa; Arthropoda; Insecta; Hymenoptera; Formicidae. The transcript is spliced from 8 exons. Gene Ontology annotation, biological process: G protein-coupled receptor signaling pathway. The record is from RefSeq and is a predicted model, not a curated record. The annotation marks the transcript as partial. Gene Ontology annotation, molecular function: G protein-coupled receptor activity. Gene Ontology annotation, cellular component: membrane.